This is a messenger RNA of Medioppia subpectinata, 1197 nucleotides long. The record is from the annotation of a GenBank genome assembly. NCBI's taxonomy places the organism in Eukaryota, Metazoa, Arthropoda, Arachnida, Sarcoptiformes, Oppiidae.
AUGCAUAAUAUGGCAGUAACAGGUGUAAAUGUUACGUAUAUAUGCCUGUGUAUUAUCAUAAGCAAUAUAAUAUUGGUUAAUUGCGAUACCGUGUCGACCACUCGAACCAAACAAUUUAAACCAAAUAGGCACCUUGGCAAUUUGCGUCAGUCACCCAGAUCAAAAAUCAAUAAUACAGGCAACUGUGGCAAAGAGGCGUACAAGGAUUUAGACGAUCUGUUGGCACAAGUAAUCAGUAAUAAUGAAAGAUUCCCCGAAACCAUCAAAGAAUUACAGUUUAAUUGUCGGAAUCGGUCUCAUGUGUUGCCACAGAUAGAGGACUUGAAGAACCGAUGUAUGGAUGGAAUAUCCAAACGAGUGGUCGCUGUUGUUAUCUAUUCAGCGAAAAGGCAGCGGAAAGUGAUUUGUCGUAAAAAGCCUAACAAACGUAUGCUAGAGGUGGUCGGCGCCGGCAAAUGUCUCAACUCGUUCAGACCCGACGCCCUCAAGUGCGUGGAGGAGGCCAUCGAUCACGCGUGUUUACUACUGAACGUAAAGCUGACCAAAGAGUGCACCGAAGAGCACGUAUCACUUGGGUUACGCCAGUCGGAGCAGGUGACCAACGGACCCAUGAAUAUGGCCUGCGGUGACUAUAAUGAGGAAAGUGACAAAUGUGACAAAAUUGACAUUCCCACGAGAAUGAGCGAUCAACCCCGGCCCAAAAUUAGACCAACCCUGGUUGGUUUCGUGUCUAUCCUUGGGCAAACCAGUGAUGAUGAUGAAGACACCCCCACCCCCUCCAAGUCUAUACUUAAUUCACCAUGCAACAAGAAUACGCUGAAACGAGUAGAUGAAUUUUUAGCCAAAGUGACCACUUAUGGCAACUCUGGCCGCAAAUUCCCCGAAAAUACUGAUCAAUUGCCCAAAUAUUGCAAUGAGAGUAAGACCCUGGUGGAAAAUAUUGAAUCGCUAAAUAAACGCUGUAUCGAUGGGUUGGCCAAACGUGUGCUCACAGUCAGCAUAUUUACCGUAAAAAACGUGAUCAAACAGUUGUGUCGCAAGAAUAAUAAACUUUUGCCCGAGUAUUUUGAAGCUGCUAAAUGUAUUAAUACUGUUCAGGGCAAGGUGGGAAAGUGUUUCAGCAAGAGUAUUGAUCAUUUACUUGGCAUGCAAUUUGCCAUCGAGAAUAAGAAAAUACCCAUGGCAUAUUUUACUACA